AUGAAUUUGGAAUCAAUUCAUUUGAAAGGAGGAUGUUCACUACUGUUAAAAGUCCACAAACCCUCAAUACCUUUUGUCCUCAAUACAAACCCACUUCUCAGUUCCAAUCCUCACAAUGAACAAACCCCAAACACAGUUAAGGAGUCUGAUGUUUUGAAGAGGUUAAGUCAUGAACAAGAAAUUUUGCAACUGAAUCCCGAAACCUGUAUUUUCAGUGUACCCAGUUGCUUAUUUGAUUGUUCUGAUCAUUUCCCAUCUUGGGUUUUCGAUAAUUCUGAGAGUUUUGAUGGGUUUCGGGUUUUAGGAGUCAUGAAUUUGGAAUCAAUUCAUUUGAAAGGAGGAUGUUCACUACUGUUAAAAGUCCACAAACCCUCAAUACCUUUUGUCCUCAAUACAAACCCACUUCUCAGUUCCAAUCCUCACAAUGAACAAACCCCAAACACAGUUAAGGAGUCUGAUGUUUUGAAGAGGUUAAGUCAUGAACGUGACAUCAAUGUAGCAUUAGAGUUCUUCAAAUCUGUAUCCAAUUCAAGAUCUUUCAAACACACCCCUCUGACAUACCAUAUGAUGGUUGAAAAACUGGGUCAUCUAGGUCAGAUGGAUGGUGUUCAAUACCUUUUGCAACAAAUGAAGUUGGAGGGUAUCAGUUGCUCCGAAGAUUUGUUUGUUAGUGUGAUCAAUUCGUAUCGUCAAGCUGGGGCUGCAGAUCAAGCGUUGAAAACCUUUUAUCGGAUGCACGAUUUUGGGUGUAAACCGACGGUUAAGAUUUAUAAUCACCUAUUGGAUGCAUUGCUUAGUGAGAAUAGGUUUCAUAUGAUUAAUCCAAUUUAUAGUAACAUGAAAGAAGAUGGGAUGGAGCCGAAUGUGUAUACUUAUAACAUUCUUUUGAAGGCAUUGUGUAAGAAUAAUAGGGUGGAUGGAGCUUAUAAGUUACUUGUGGAAAUGUCAAACAAGGGAUGCUCUCCUGAUGCAGUGAGCUAUACCACGAUUGUGUCGUCCUUGUGUAAGCUUGGCAAGGUGAAUGAAGCGAGGGAAAUUGUCUUGAGAUUCACCCCAAUUGUGCCUGUCUAUAAUGCUUUGAUGAAAGGGUUGUGUGGGGAAGGCAAAGUUGAGGAAGCGUUUCAGUUGAUGGAAGAGAUGCAGAAAAACGGACUUGGCCCAAAUGUCCUCACAUACACAACCAUCAUCAAUGCUCUUUCUGAUUUGGGUAGCAUUGAGCUGUCUCUUGCCCUUCUAGCCAGAAUGUUUGUGAGAGGAAGCAGUCCAAACAUUUACACCUUUGCUUCCUUACUAAAAGGGUUUUUUUUGAAUGGGAGAUGGUAUGAAGCUCUUGAUGUUUGGGACCGAAUGAUCAGGGAGGGAGUUUUGCCCAACACUGUCGCGUAUAACACACUGAUACAUGGUCUGUGCUCUGUUGGGAAUAUGAGCAAAGCAGUAUCCAUUGUUAAUCAAAUGGAGAGAAGUGACUGCUUUCCAAAUGCAACAACUUACGGUACCCUCAUCAACGGGUUUGCAAAAUCUGGGAACUUGGUUGGUGCAUCUGAGAUGUGGAACAAGAUGAUAACACGUGGUUGCCAUCCUAAUGAUGUAGUCUAUACCUGCAUGGUGGAUGCCCUUUGCAGGAAUCUAAUGUUUGACCAAGCCUAUUGUCUUGUGGAGAAUAUGGUAAUGGGAAAUUGCUUCCCAAGUGCAGUUAUAUUCACUCCAUUUAUUAAAAGUUUAUGUGCCAGUGGAAGAGUUGCUUGGGCAAUGAGGUUGUUUGAUCAAAUGGAAAAAUAUGGGUGCUUGCCUGAUGUAACGACUUAUAACGUGCUUUUGAAUGGUCUCUUCAAAGACAACAACUUCAAGGUGGCAUUUGAGCUUACUAUGGAGAUGGAGGACAGGAAAAUUGAGUUCAACAUAUUGACAUACAACACUAUAAUUUAUGGCUUCUGUUGUGUUGGCAUGCUUGAGCAGGCUCUAAAGGUCUUUGGGAAAAUGCUGGUCAGGGGUAUAAAGCCUGAUACUCACUCAUUUAACAUGGUAAUUAACGCUUUCUGUAAGCAGGGUAAGCUCGAAUGUGCCAUUAAAUUUCUGGAUGCAAUGAGAGCUGGAGGCUGGCGUCCAAAUAUAUUUGUAUACACUAGUCUUUUAUAUGGGAUUUGUAAGUGGAUAGGUUUAGACGAAGCCAAUAUUUAUCUUCAGAGAAUGUUAGAGGAAGGAAUUUGCCCCAACAUUGCUACAUGGAACGUUUUAGUCCGGUGUUUGUAUAGCAAUAUAGGGUAUGUGGGAGCAGUAGAUUGCUUUGACUGUAUCUUGGAUAAUAGAAGAAAUGAAAGAUAUUGA
This is a messenger RNA of Ilex paraguariensis (yerba mate), 2325 nucleotides long. The record is from the annotation of a GenBank genome assembly. NCBI's taxonomy places the organism in Eukaryota, Viridiplantae, Streptophyta, Magnoliopsida, Aquifoliales, Aquifoliaceae.